This is a messenger RNA of Chenopodium quinoa (quinoa), 3191 nucleotides long. Its product is annotated as pentatricopeptide repeat-containing protein At2g16880-like. The coding region runs from base 226 to 2349 and encodes 707 amino acids. The transcript is spliced from 3 exons. NCBI's taxonomy places the organism in Eukaryota, Viridiplantae, Streptophyta, Magnoliopsida, Caryophyllales, Amaranthaceae. Gene Ontology annotation, molecular function: protein binding. The record is from RefSeq and is a predicted model, not a curated record.
CAGGGAUUAAUGGGGGCAAUAUUUCUUAAAAUAAAACUACGCAGAGGUCGGAUUAUGACUUUAUGAGUACUCGUAAUAAAUUUUCCAAUUCAAUUGUUUUUUUUUUAAAAAAAAAAAAAAAAAAAAUUCCAAUUCAAUUUUAGGUCUUUUCCCCCAUUUUCGAAUUCUCAUUUCAAACCCUCGUCUUUCUAUUCUUCACCAAAGAAAAACUCAAGCUCCACAACAAUGGCGGCAACCCAAAUCCCAGCACCUAAAUCAUCUCUUUCAUCCCUCCUCAAUCUCCUCCCAUCAUUCUUCAAAAAUAACAAAUUCAGCGAUGCAAAAUCCCAUUUACUCACUUUCAUCGCCUCCGAUCCUCAACACACUCUUCAUCACCAUCUCCUUCACCCUUCUUCCCAUCUUCCUCCGCCCACCAAAGCCCUUUUCGACACCGCAAUUUCCGCCUACUGUCAGUCAGGAAAACCCCAUUUUGCCCUUCAAAUCUUCAAGAAGAUGAAGCGUCUCAAGCUCAAGCCAAAGCUUCUAACUUGCAAUACUUUGCUCAAUUCAUUGGUAAAAUACCCAUCUUCUCAUUCUAUUUCUAGUUGUAGAGAUUUGUUUGAUGAUAUGGCUCGAAUUCGGGUUGCCCCAAAUGUUGUUACUUUCAAUAUUUUGAUUAAUGGGUAUUGUUCGGAAUUUCGAUUUAAGGAUGCUAUGGAAGUGCUUAAGAUUAUGUCUGAUUUUGAUUGUUUUCCUGAUAAUGUUACUUAUAAUACUAUUUUGGAUGCAUUGUGUAAGAAAGGUAGGUUGAAUGAUGUUAGAGAAUUGUUGUCUGAUAUGAAGGAUAAAGGAUUGGUUCCUAAUAAGAAUACUUAUAAUAUAUUGAUUAAUGGGUAUUGUAAAAUGGGGUGGCUGAAGGAGGCGGCGCAGGUUAUCGUUUUGAUGACACAUAAUAAUUUAUUGCCUGAUGUUUGGACUUAUAAUAUGUUGAUUAAUGGAUUGUGUAAUGAUGGGAAGAUUGAUGAGGGUUUGAGGAAGAGGGAUGAGAUGGAGAAGUUGAGAUUAAUGCCGGAUGUGGUUACUUAUAAUACUUUGAUUAAUGGGUGUCUCAAGUUUAGGGAUAGUAACGAGGCGUUUGCGUUGUUGGAUGAAAUGAGGGAUAAGGGAGUGGGGAAGAAUGCGGUUACUUAUAAUAUAAUUAUCAAGUGGUUUUGUGAUCAAAAGAAGAUUGGAGAGGCAAUGAAUGCGCUAAAGGAGAUGGAAGAGAGUGGAGUUUCACCAGAUUGUGUGACUUAUAAUACUAUAAUUAAUGCAUAUUGCAAGUUGGGGAACUUUGGAGAAGCUUUUAAGGUGAUGAGUCAGAUGGGUAGGAAAGGCUUGAAGAUGGAUAUAUUUACGUUGAAUAUGUUUCUUCACACUCUUUGUGAGGACAAGAGGCUUGAUGAGGCGCAUGAGCUACUCAAUAGUGCUAUUGGGCGGGGUUAUGUGCUUGAUGAAGUGAGUUAUGGUACUCUGAUUACGGGGUACUUUAAGGAUGAAAAGGAGGAGAGGGCUUUAAAGGUUUGGGAGGAGAUGAAAGAGAAAGGGGUCAUUCCAAGUGUUGCCACUUAUAAUUCUUUAAUCUCUGGGUUCUGCAAAUCAGGAAAAACUGACCAAGCAAUCGGAAAGUUGAAUGAACUUAUGGAGAAUGGAUUGUUCCCAGAUGAGACUACAUACAACACCAUUAUCCAUGGUUAUUGCUGGGAGGGUAAAGUUGAGCAAGCAUUUCAGUUUCAUAACAAAAUGGUGGAGAAUGCAUUUAAGCCUAAUGUGUACACAUGUAAUAUUCUUCUGCGCGGUCUUUGCUCUGAUGGGAUGCUUGAAAAGGCUAUUAAGCUUUUCCAUACUUGGGUUUCUAAAGGCAAAGAAGUUGAUGCAGUUACGUACAAUACAUUGAUAACAAGUCUGUGUAAGGACGGAAGACUUGAAGAUGCUUUAAACCUUGUGGAGGACAUGAUGGAAAAUAAUGUAGGACCGGAUAAGUACACCUACAAUGCCAUUUUCAAUGCUCUUGCCAGUGCAGGGAGAACAAUGGAAGCAGAAAAAUUUAGGGAAACAAUGCUUCAAUCUGGAAUGUUGCAGGAUCAAUGCUCACAGCUUGAAAAGGGCGUAUCGGUUGAGGCUGAUGUAGUGACGGCAGAGCCAAUCUCAUGUGCUGAAGACUUUUCAAAAAGGAUAAAUGAAUUGUGCAUGGAAGGUCGGUACAGGGAAGCAAUGGACAUAUAUCAAGAGGCUAGUCAUAAAGGAGUAGCUGUAAAUAAGACAGCUUAUUUCACUCUGAUUGAGGGGCUCCUUAAGAGAAGAAAGUCCAUAUCAAAAGAAGCUCAUUGACUUCUGGUUCUAUGAUGGGUUCUCAUGACCUAUUUACUUCCUUGGGAUCGAUGGAUUUAGAUUCGAUUGAAUCAGAACACACCUGAGACUACAGGGACCUCUAUGAUUCAAUGGCCAAAUCAAUUAUGAAAUGCUUACCGUUUUGGAAGCUGGCUCUAGAGAGAUUCUUGCCGUAGUGGUGAUGCCAAACUGUCCUAGUGUCCCAAGAAUGUCAUAAAAUUAAAGAGUGACCUGUCUAGUGUGCGUUGAAAAUUUGGAACUUACUCUGGAUUUGUGGAGUUACAUGUAGAGCAAGGGUCUAUUUUGGAAGCUGAAGCUGCACAUUUCCUGUAAAAUGUGAUGCUCUCACAGAAUUUGAAAUGCCGUGCUGCUGGUGCCACUGCAUGCUGCCACCGUUGCUGCUGCUGGCACUGCACACUGCCGUUGUGUCUUCCUCAUAAUCAGUCCCAGUACUGAAGUGUCUGAUGCUAUCGUCUCCCUGAGAGACCAACACGCAAUCUUUGGAGGAUGGAUGCUGCCGAUUUUAAGCAUAGGAAGAAAUGCCCCAAUCUCCCCCCAAACAACCCGCCCUUGGUGAUCAUCAAACCCACACAUUAUGGGUACGAGAGAUGGAAAUGCUGACUACUGGGCUACCACUCCAAGUACUUUAGGAUAAAUAUGUUGCACAUAUUAUCGCUUUUGAUAUUGUACAUACUACUGAAAAAUUCCUAUAGCGUACUUUCUCUAGUUUAAAUAAUUUGUUAUAUCGUCCAAACUCCUUAUUACAGAGUAACACAGAUAAAGAGUAACACAGAUAAAGACAUGAUCAUACAAAAAGAUGAAUGAAUGUUUCAUCUUUUCUA